This is a messenger RNA of Phoenix dactylifera (date palm), 675 nucleotides long. The record is from RefSeq and is a predicted model, not a curated record. NCBI's taxonomy places the organism in Eukaryota, Viridiplantae, Streptophyta, Magnoliopsida, Arecales, Arecaceae.
AUGGGUACUAGAUGCAUGGCAAUCUCAUGGCCUCUUCUUCUGGUCAUAGUUCAUGCAGUUCUAUCCAUUUCAUCUCUUCCCUCUCUAUCCCAUGCAAGAACACUACCCCCUGCUAAGGGAAGCACUCUUAAUGAGACCAAGCUCUUCUCUCGAAAAGCUGGCGGUACCGGCCGGGGAGGCGGCCAUGGCUUCGGCAUAAGCAUAGGCCGUAACAAGUCAGGGAUCGACAUCGGUAUCGGUGGGGGAGUGGGAGGCGGGGUUGGGACAAGUCACGGUGGUGGAGAGAGCGCGGGCGGUGGGGUUGGCGUCGGCGUCGGCAUCCACGCAGGAAAGGGUGGAGUGGACGUUGGGAUAGGUGUGGGUGGUGGAGGUGCGGCCAGUGGGAAGCAUGGGAGUGUUGGUGCGGGUGGUGGAGGUGGAGUCGGUAUUAGCAUUGGGCGCGGAGGUGUGAGUGUGAGCACCGGUGGUGGCGCCGGAGGUGGUGGGGGGAGUGGUGGUAGCGGCGGUGGGGGAUCGGGAGGUGGCGGUGGAGUUGGGCGCGCCGGUGGGGCGGUGGGGAGUGGCGAAGGCUAUGGAAGUGCGAGUGGAAGCAGUGGAAGCGGGAGAGGAAGCGGGUCGGGCUCAGCGGGAGGAGCCCAGGGAGGAGGAGGUGGUGGGGGUGGUGGCCGUGGUUGA